AUGGUGGAUUCGAUUGCUUCGACGACGUCCCUCAUCGGCCACCGUCCCCUGUCUGGAGGAACCUGUUCCAGGGAUGUAUCUUCAUCCAGGCGGCGGUCCGAUGGAUGCCAAAGGCUGUUUUCAUUUUCCCAUUCUCGGCCCACGUCUCGUCGGUCUUCCGGCGGUUUCUGCCUCUCCACCGUGAAGUCCCUGGCAAUGGAGGUGACAAAAGAGGCAAAUUGGUCUAGAGAAGGCAACAAGGUGCCUCCAAACCUGGGUUACUCCGUUGGUGUGGGUCUAGAUUCUAAUGGGUUGUGGCCACCCCCCAACAAGGCGGACAAUCCAGCCUUGCAUAACCCCUUGCGCCGGCUGGAGCGGAUGGGCUGUGGAUGGCUGGGUGUCAUACUUGAAUGGGAAGGUGUGAUCGUCGAAGAUGAUGCAAACUUGGAGAAGCAAGCAUGGCUUAUGCUGGCCCAGGAAGAGGGGAAAUCGCCUCCCCCGGCCUUCAUAUUGAGAAGAAUCGAGGGUAUGAAGAACGAACAAGCCAUCUCUGAGGUUCUCUGCUGGUCAAGAGACCCCUCACAGCUUCGGAGGUUGGCCACUCGAAAGGAGGAAAUCUUUCAAGGGCUGCAAGGCGGGUUCUAUCAAUUGCGACCUGGGUCCCAGGAGUUCAUGAGUGCCCUGGCGAACAAUAAUAUUCCCAUUGCGGUGGCUUCCACUCGUCCAAAGAAGUACCUUCAAGCUGCAAUUGAAGCUGUCGGCGUUGAGGGAUCUUUCGAUGCAAUUGUGACAGCGGAGGAUGUGUAUAGAGGAAAACCUGAUCCUGAGAUGUUUGUAUAUGCAGCGCAGCUCCUCAAUUUUAUACCGGAGCGGUGCAUCAUCUUUGGGAAUUCAAAUUCAACUGUGGAAGCUGCUCAUGAUGCCAGGAUGAAGUGUGUAGCUGUCGCCAGCAAGCACCCCGUGUAUGAGCUCAGUGCAGCUGACCUGGUCGUUCGGCGUCUGGAUGAGCUGUCCAUUGUCGACCUCAAGAACCUGUCUGACAUUGACUCUCCCGAAUUUGGAUCUGGAGAACCAGAGACAGAGACAGAAUUGGAGGAGGAAAGGGCAUUACCAUCUACGUCUGUGGCCGUUGAUGAUAUUUUCUGGUAA
This is a messenger RNA of Spirodela intermedia, 1128 nucleotides long. Lineage: Eukaryota; Viridiplantae; Streptophyta; Magnoliopsida; Alismatales; Araceae. The record is from the annotation of a GenBank genome assembly.